AUGCCACCUCGUUUAGAUCAAGGCAAACUAGGUAGACUCGAUGGAGAUCACCAAAAGAUCAAGGACUACGAUAUCAGGGAGAAUGAGCAGAAGAAGAAAGUGGCUUGGAUUUAUACCAAGCAGGAAUUAGACUAGAAGAAGCAGCAUGACGAAAAGCUCAAACAGCAACUAGACUAGGAAAGUCAGUAGAAUUACGGUUCAGCCAUUAGGUCUCCCAACAGCCUUACAGUAGCCAACAUGUUUACAACUGCACAAACAGGUACUAGUACCAAUCAUUUCCAGAGUACGUAAUUCCAGAGCAAGGAGGGCGCUAAGUUUGAGAGCUAGAAAGCUCUGGUUAAGCCUAAGAAUGUGGGCUAAUUCGAUUAAUCUCAGGUAGCUUUCAGCUAUGUGCAAAACCCUGUCUCAAAACAGCAAGAUAAAAAAGACAAAAAGAAAUAAACCGAGAAGGAGCUCGAGGAGCAGGAAUAAAAGUUGAAAGAGGAAUUCGAAAGAGAUGUAUCUAAGAAGCUGCAGAAGAAGUCGAAGAACGCCAUGAUUGAGGUGCCUAUGUACCUGACCUAGGAGGAGUUGAUGGGCUAGUUCCAAAAGAAUAAGAACCAACUUUAGUAAUUGCACUAAGAAAGGUAAAAAUAGUACUACUCCCAGUUUGAUUAGGAAUUCCAAGGCAACGACACUAAGAAUUUAAAUGACAAGUUCAAGAAUAUUGGCUAGGAUGAUAUUGACGACGAGAUGGAGUUCGAUAAUUUAAAAGACGAAAUUGAAGAGGACAUGUUCUUGAAGGGAGAAAUUCCAAAAGCAAAGGACCCGUUCAGCAAUAAGCUAAAUCAAUACAAUAAGAAUAAUAACAAAAAGGAAGACGGCAGUAAAACCACUGAUAACUCUUAUGACUCUGGAGCAACCAGCGCAAGUCAGUUCAGAUCAAAUAAUAGUAAGUACAACAGAUUACCGAAUGGGCUUAUUAUGAAUCAUGAUAAGGAGCAGCUAAUUAAAUAAAAUGACAUGCUAGCCAAGGUGAACUUAAGGAUAGCUAAAAAUAAAGUAAAAAAUGGAGAGGUUCAAUUGCCUAUCAAAAAUGCAGCAAGCAAAGGUGAUGAGUUUGAGAGAUUCAAGCUAACUCUUAAGUUUGCAUUCUCAAUUCUUCAUAACCUAACCUUUUAAGACGUGUUUCAAAAGAGCCCUCUAAGGCCUUUGCCAGGAGAAACAUUUGAAGGUCAUUACAUCUACCACAAUGUGAGUAAUGUAUUUAUGGAAAGCGACUUCCUUGAGUUUGACUACGUUGAUAAGCUUACGCUCAAAGAUGUUAAUAUCUCUAUUGAUGAUCCCACUACCUAUAUUCAUAUAGAGAGUCCGGGAAAGUAUGAAAUAUUUGGAAACUUAACCUAUCAAUAAAAGUGGAAAGGCAACAAUAUGGUAAUUACUCUGCCUGGCAUCUUAAAUGUCAAGUUCUUUGACCAAGAAGGUGCCGACCAGAUAAUUGAAUUUUAAUUGCCAGAGUACAUUUUAUCAGGUUACUACUAUGUAGGCAAGCCAGCUAUGAUCUUAAUUAAUGGGCCUUUAGUUGUGGUUGACAAGAAAAAUGAGAUUAAAUCUGUAGUGCUCUUUCAAGGUCUCUUAACUGAAAAAAAUCUAUGCGGAGUAGAAUAUGUAGCAAACACUCGUAAAGACAUGAAGAUAGUUCAGGGCCUGAUAUACAAAUACAAUCCCAAGAAAACCUAGCAGUUCAUUGACAAAUGCAAAACUUUCAACAUUGAAAAUAUCAAAGAUCUUUACGAUGUCGACUACAAACUAGAGAGAAUCUAGGGUAAUGCUAUUGACUACUAUGAAAUAGAGGAGGUACCACAGUCAGAUUGGAAGAAUUUAGAUGUAGCAGAUCCGAUUCCUAGUGAAAUAGCUCUGCCGAGUGAUAUGAGAUUCAGAGAAGAUCUGAUCUGGUUGAAUAGAGAGGAUAAGGGCAAGGGUAAAGUCUGGCGUGGCAUGAUGAAAGAACAGGCCUAUAAAGAUCUAGGAGGAAGUACGAAGAAGGGAGGAAAGGUACCUCGUAAGAAACCUAAAAGAGCUUACUGA
Messenger RNA from Stylonychia lemnae, 2067 nucleotides. The record is from the annotation of a GenBank genome assembly. NCBI's taxonomy places the organism in Eukaryota, Ciliophora, Spirotrichea, Sporadotrichida, Oxytrichidae.